AUGGGUGGAUCACUGAGAUAUGUGUGUAAUAGUAGGCGUCAUAUCUGUUAUGCACUGAGUGUCAUUAGCAGAUUUAUGCAUGAUCAAAGGAAACCUCAUUUGAUAGUUGCAAAGAGGAUACUUAGAUAUCUCAAAGGGACUUUGGAAUUUGGUUUGCUAUUCCCUAUUGGUACAAACAGUGAAGAGAGUGCUUUAAUAGGAUAUUCAGAUAGUGACUGGUGUGGAGACAUAACUGAUAGGAGGAGUACAUCAGGUUAUGUUUUCAAAUUCAAUAAUGCUGCAAUCUCAUGGUGUACAAAGAAACAAGCAGUGACUGCACUCUCAUCAUGUGAAGCUGAGUAUAUAGCAGACACGUUUGCAGCAUGCCAAGCAAUUUGGUUGAAUUCAGUAAUGAAGGAGAUCAAAUGUGAACCAGUGAAGCCUCUAAUUCUUAGGAUUGAUAACAAGUCUGCUAUAAGUCUUGCUAAAAAUCCAAUCUCACAUGGCAAGAGCAAACAUAUUGCUACCAGGUUUCAUUUCAUAAGAGAACAAAUGACAAAUGGAAUGAUUGAGGUACAAUAUUGUCCAACUGAUGUGCAGCUUGCUGAUGGUUUUACUAAAGCAGUAAAACUUGACAGGUUUGAGUUUUUAAGAAGGAACUUAGGCUUGGUUACUUGUGCAUCAGUUAUGAAUUAA
Molecule: messenger RNA, 675 nt
Organism: Trifolium pratense (red clover)
Lineage: Eukaryota; Viridiplantae; Streptophyta; Magnoliopsida; Fabales; Fabaceae
Product: secreted RxLR effector protein 161-like
Exons: 1
Coding region: 1-675 (224 amino acids)
Source: RefSeq, a predicted model, not a curated record